Trachemys scripta elegans is the source of this 3162-nucleotide messenger RNA. It is a transcript of the gene EDC3, whose product is annotated as enhancer of mRNA decapping 3. The transcript is spliced from 7 exons. Gene Ontology annotation, molecular function: mRNA binding. Lineage: Eukaryota; Metazoa; Chordata; Testudines; Emydidae. Gene Ontology annotation, cellular component: P-body. Bases 506 to 2032 code for a protein of 508 amino acids. The record is from RefSeq and is a predicted model, not a curated record. Gene Ontology annotation, biological process: P-body assembly; deadenylation-independent decapping of nuclear-transcribed mRNA.
GAGAUGCAUGGAGGAGGGGGCCCCCCUCCUGGGCAGUUCCCCUCCCCUACUUUGCCCCCGUGCACGGGGGUGAUUCCCCUCUCCCAUGUUCAGGGGGACAAGCCCCCUUCUUUAAUUAGUUCUCCUUGUGGCUCUUCUCCCUGCCAAGGAGUCGGAUAACCUGGUGCAUUUCAGCGGGGAGCUGCUUCUGCCUCCCCCUCCCUUUUGCCUCAGCAGCCCCAGAGCUGCUGCUCCGGGGGGGAUUUGAGUCCCCUUUCCUGUUUUUGAUGAGCCCCCAAGGCGCCUUUAUUUCCCCGUGACCCUUUAAAACCUCCUAGCUUGAGUGAUCAUAGAUCCGGGCCCGGGUGCAUUGUUUUUCUUCCAAGAGAGAGUGAUAAAAUCAGGCUUAUCUCCUCCUGGAUGAAGAUGUAACCAUCCACCCAUGGGAUCCUAGUCCUCUAUACUCAUAACACACACAUAAUGAGCCAAUCCUGUCUUCAUUUUAUAGUGAUCACGUGUCAGAAAUAUGGCUACAGACUGGCUCGGAAGCAUUGUGUCCAUUAACUGUGGAGACAGCCUGGGAGUCUAUCAGGGACGAGUGUCGGCUGUGGAUCAGAUCAGCCAGACCAUCUCCCUGACGCGGCCUUUCCAUAAUGGUGUCAAGUGCCUCGUACCAGAGGUCACCUUCAGGGCAGGUGAUAUUACUGAGCUAAAGAUUCUGCAGAUCCCAAGUCCUGGGGACAGCAAACAGAGUGGGGACCUGCAGCAUACUGAACUGGGCAUCCCUGGCAUUGGGUGCCAAGUGGGUACCAAUCAAAACGGCACUGGCAAAUUGCUAAAGAAGCCUACCUCUUCCAGCAGUGCCCCACAGGCUAUCCCAAGGAGAACGGACAUGAAAAAUCAGGAAGUUGUCAUCUCCCCACAACAGCAGCAGUGCUCUAAGAGCUACAUGGACCGACAUUUGGAAUCCUUGAAUCAGUCCAAAGGUUUCCGUCGUAGACACAACUCCUGGUCAUCCAGUAGCCGCCACCCAAACCAGGUGACGCCAAAGAAGAGUGGCCUGAAGAACGGGCAGAUGAAGAGUAAAGACGAUGAGUGUUUUGGAGAUGACAUUGAGGAAAUCCCAGACACAGAUUUUGAUUUUGAAGGGAACCUAGCGCUUUUUGAUAAGGCAGCAGUGUUCGAAGAGAUUGACACUUACGAGAGGAGGAGUGGCACUCGCUCCAGGGGUACCCCCAACGAGAGGCCAGCGCGCUACCGGCAUGAUGAGAACAUCCUGGAAUCAGAGCCCGUCGUCUACAGACGGAUCGUCGUACCCCAAAAUACUAACAAGGAAUUCUGCACCGACUCUGGGCUAGUCGUCCCAAGCGUCUCUUAUGAACUGCACAAAAAGGUGCUUUCAGUAGCUGAGAAACAUGGGCUGACUCUGGAGCGCAGACUGGAGAUGACUGGGGUGUGCGCCAGCCAGAUGGCAUUGAGUCUGCUCGGAGGACCCAACAGGUUGAAUCCUAAAAAUGUUCACCAGCGACCCACAGUCGCUCUGCUGUGUGGCCCCCAUGUGAAGGGGGCCCAGGGAAUCAGUUGUGGACGGCAUCUUUCCAACCAUGACGUUCAUGUCAUUCUCUUCCUACCCAACUUUGUCAAGAUGCUGGAAUCCAUCACUAAUGAGCUGAACCUCUUCAGCAAAACCCAAGGCCAGCAGGUGUCCAGUGUCAAAGAUCUCCCAGAUACCCCUGUUGACCUGGUGAUAAACUGCCUGGAUUGUCAUGAAAAUGCUUUCCUGAGAGAUCAGCCUUGGUACAAAGCAGCUGUGGACUGGGCCAACCAGAACCGAGCCCCAGUCCUCAGCAUAGACCCUCCUAUGAGUGAAAUGGAGCAGGGCAUUGAUGCCAAGUGGUCACUGGCCUUGGGCCUGCCCCUGCCGCUGGGUGAGAGGGCAGGGCGAGUAUAUCUGUGUGACAUCGGCAUUCCACAGAAAGUCUUUCAGGAAGUGGGAAUAAACUACCACUCACCCUUUGGCUGCAAAUUUGUCAUCCCGCUGCAUUCAACAUAGAGCAGACCCUGCAGUGUAUCAGCCCUGGAGUGGGAGUUGGGGCAGAGUCCUGCCUAGCAAGCUGUAUAAAGGAUCCUGACAAGUAAACUCUUGACGCCUUAAAGUUCUGGAGUUUGUUUCUUCCAGAAGAAAUAUGUGUAUUAAAAACAUAAAAAUUAAGGGAGCAAAUGUUACUGCAAGAUGCUUUCUCUCUCUUGUGCCAUUGGAUGAAGGAAUGUGGAAGAAGCUGGUAUCUAACAUUGGGAAAGGCAGUGUCUGGUCACCAGCCAGAGGAUGGUUAAAGUGGGUGAGAGGGUUUCUUUUCAGAUGCAACUGUCCGACAACUUGGAGGUUUACAAGAUGAUGCUCUGUUUUUUUUAGUACUUCUGGGGGGGAAAUUUGACCCAGCGGGGGGCCCCUUUCAGGAGCAGAACCCCUCAAUGAUAAUGUAGAAAUGUCUGUUACAGUUUUACUGUUUUGAUUUUGUUCACUUUCUUUCUUUUAUGUUCAUGAGAGCAAUUAUAGUUAAGUCUCUUCCUGGGGCUGCCAAACCCCUGUGGAUGAGGCUCCCUGUUUAGAAAGCGGGUGUAAAGCUUUUGUUCCUUGACCGCUUGCUAAGUGAAUGCAGCCCGGGUCUGGAAACUGUAGGGGAGUGAGGUGUUUACCAUGGUGUCCUUCCACCAGACAGUGCUUUGGGAAAGGCAUUUUCUAAGGUGGGUUUUUAUUUCUCCAGCGAGCUGAGUAACCUCAGUGAUUUGGAGAAGAUGCGAGGGGAACAGCAUGUUACUCUCUUUUCUUUAAUACCUUGUGUUCAGCACAGGUAGUGCUUGGAUAUAUUAUUGUAGAGCCUCAGUGGCCCCCCCCCGCAGCACACCCUGCACUUGAAUACGUCUUGUGAAGCAUGGCAAUGUUCCAUUCCCUUUGGGAGCAACAGCCACGUCAGGGGGAGGAUCCUCCCUCCUGAAAAGCAUAUGUGCUUUGUUCUAAUGCACUGUUCCACAUGGAUCUCAAUGGAGUCAGUGGAAAUCAUAGGGCACUUGCCUCUCCUGGUUAUGCAAACUGUAAAGAUGAGUCAAAUGCUGUUUGUCUUAAUAUGUAGACAGCCUGGGAGACAGGAGUGCGUGCACAGUGUGUUGGGGGGGGGGGGGGGG